Molecule: messenger RNA, 1419 nt
Organism: Penicillium longicatenatum
Lineage: Eukaryota; Fungi; Ascomycota; Eurotiomycetes; Eurotiales; Aspergillaceae
Product: fungal specific transcription factor domain-containing protein
Exons: 2
Coding region: 1-1419 (472 amino acids)
Source: RefSeq, a predicted model, not a curated record
AUGCUGUCUACGUCAUUGGACAAUCUUGAAUAUGGGAAUAAACAUACAGAGAUCCAAGUGACAAGUCAGGAUUGCAAAAUUGUUGCAGUUUUGCUGACUAUGCUGGCAUAUGCAUCUCUGAUGACCGAGCCAUACACAUCUGAAGACUCUACACCAGGCUCUCAAACCUACUGCAAAGGUUUGAGUUUAAUGGAGACCUUCGCAAAGCUGCAUGAUAAUGACAUGGAAACCAUGAUCUACCAUACAUUGUCCGCAGCUUUCUUCCUCGCAGCCGAGAAGCUACAAAUGGCGCUGCAAAGUGCCUCGCAAGGAUUCUAUAUCGCACGUUGUACUCAGCUCAAUAACCAGAAACAUUGGCCUGAGAAUGUACGAGAUGAGAUGAUCUGCCGGCAGUCCUUGUGGUGGACGCUAUAUUUCCUUGAUAAGAGAAUUACGCAAAAGAUUGGAAUCACAUACUCCGUUCGAGAAAACGAGUGUGGUGUAAGGGACUCUUUUGAUGCAGAAAGCGACCGUGGCUUGCAGGAUCAUCAUCAGUUACUCCUUAGCAUGAUUGCGUUUAGUCAGCUCUGGUCAUAUAUCUGGGACUGCUUCUUCUCUCCACGGGCUUCUCAGAAACAGGAUGACUGGGAAGACCUUGAAUUGACAGAUACCCGAAUUCUAUUGGCUUAUCGCCGACUGCCUUCAAGAAUCCAUUGGAGCUCAGAGAAAAUUUUUGAUUAUAUGACGGAGGAGACGGAGAGGCAUGUUCGCCGCCGACUUCUUGUUUUCCUGAGAUUUUCUUUCCUUCGUCUGAGCAUUAGACAUCAUACAUUGAUAUCCGAUAUUAAUGACUGCCAGCGCCGUGAAUCAUGUAUCUCCAUUUGUAAGGGGAUUAUUGAUGGAGUGCAAGCUUACACUGAUACAUUCGGAUGUCCUAAGCCAAGCGGUUAUUUUAUAACAUCUGCUUUGGUUGAGAGCUUAUACUGGAUUGAGCUCGAGCGUCGGCAAGACAAUCUAGUACUCCCAGACAUUCUUCUUGAAGAUUUCAAGAUCCUUGCCACGAAGCUCCUUCGGGAUUUGUCAUUCGAAAGUGGAGCAGCUGCAAGAGCAUAUGAAGCCCUGAGCGAUGUUCUUUCCGCUGAAAGUUUGGAAAAUUUCCACACAGGAAACUUUGAUGGACUUUUAGAAUCUUCAGGGAAUAUAUUCGACCUGGGUGAUAUGUGGAAUCAUAAGGAUCCUUUGUCAUUGGACUUGGGUGCGAUGACAACAGACCCUAAGAACUUUGGUGGUCAGCACUUUAAAAGUCCUCUGAGCCCUUCUACAUGCAAACCUGUGGAGACAUAUGGGACCAAUUUUAAUGAAUGUUCUGAGGACUUUGAUUGGUAUUCUCUGAUGCAGUCAUUACCUUCAGGUGAGUCUGACCCGCUCGAUCUUUUCUAG